Messenger RNA from Homalodisca vitripennis (glassy-winged sharpshooter), 6608 nucleotides. RefSeq names its product H/ACA ribonucleoprotein complex non-core subunit NAF1. The transcript has 6 exons. Gene Ontology annotation, molecular function: RNA binding. The record is from RefSeq and is a predicted model, not a curated record. The coding region runs from base 212 to 2476 and encodes 754 amino acids. Gene Ontology annotation, cellular component: sno(s)RNA-containing ribonucleoprotein complex. Gene Ontology annotation, biological process: box H/ACA snoRNP assembly; ribosome biogenesis; pseudouridine synthesis. NCBI's taxonomy places the organism in Eukaryota, Metazoa, Arthropoda, Insecta, Hemiptera, Cicadellidae.
AAAAUAGCUUGUGAUUCUGAAUGUGUGUGAUCGUGACGGGGUAUGGAUUGAGGUUAGGAUUGGAAAUGGAUGUCUAAAUAUGAAAUGAAUAAACACGUAGAAGAAAUGAGCAAACACUGAUAUUAUCUAGAAGAUAACAUAGUAACACAAUAAUAAAUGUAACUGAGGACAACCUCAUAUCUAUCUGUACAUUAUUUAUAAAUUUGGGCAAAUGGAUAACCAUAUUGAACUGGAAAGCAAUGAUAAAAGUAACUCAAAUAAAAAAAUUGUAUUGCAACAGGGCUUGGUUAAUAAUGGAUUUAGUUCUUUGGCUGAAGGACAGUUAGAUAAUGAUCCUUCUGAAAACAAUGCAAUGAAUAGCAAUGAAUGUGAAGUUGUUGAAAGUCUUAUUCAUAAAAUAAGCCCUAUUUCAAAAGUUUAUGGCCUUAUCUGUGAAGAUGAUGAACUUUGUCAUGAAAAAUGUGGUUUAACAACAAAUGAAACCAGUGGUUAUAAUAAAAACUCUCAACAAACAGAUAAUUCCACCUCAGAUCUAGGAAAAACAAAAUUUAUAGAUGACAAACAACUUAAUUCAGGUUCUGUGAACAUGAAUGGCACUGAUAACAUUGGUUUUGUUGAUGCUAAAGUACAGAAUUGUAUUGAACCUGUUUCUACUAAAGCUGUUGAAAUGGGUUGUCACAAUUCAUCACCUUGUGGUAAUACAGAGACAGCAGGUACUAGCAAUACCGAACAGUUACUCCCAGUUCAACAUCCACUUCUUGGAAAAUCUCUUAUAAAUCCCAAUCCAAGUGUAUUUGAUAUGAUACAAGAAAAUGUUUUGCCUCAUUAUGGUGUAUCGUUGCUCAAUACCAACGAUGGUACUGAUCUUAUGUCACUAGAAACAGACAAAUCAGUUGUUAUCUCGAACAACAAUGCAAUUCCUCAAGCAGAAUCCAUAGUCACUAGUAAUUUCUCCCUAAAUCUUUUAAAAUCUUAUGAUACUGAUGAUUCAUCAGAGGGCGAGGCAUGUGAAGCAAGCUUUCAAUAUAGGGAGGACAAGAAUGAAGAAGAUUCAGAUAGAGAUUCAGACUCGGAUUCAUCAUCAUCAAGCAGUUCAACUUCAAUAAUCAUAUCUGACUCAUCAGAUUCUGACAGUGAUGAACUGUAUGAGAAUUUCAACGUAAAACCUUGUAAACCCAUCAAGGCAAAAAAGGAAAUUAGCCUAGAAGAUUUGCCGCCAAUAGAAGACCUAAAAAUAAGUGUACCUGAAGAAGACUGCACACCAAUUGGGAAGGUUUAUCAGAUAGUAGAUUGUUUAGUGGUAGUUCAGGCUUUUAAAGAUAUGCCAGCCUACAACUUGGACACAGUACUUUUUAUAGAAGGAGGAAAACCCCUCGGAAAAAUCUUUGAUGUUUUUGGACCAGUGGCCGAACCUUACUAUUGUAUUAGAUUUAAUUCAAGAGACCACAUCAAGGAUAAGAAUAUAUGUGUUGACCAAAUGGUUUAUUCUGCUCCAAAGACAAAAUACACUAACUAUGUGUUUCUGGCACAGCUCAUGAAACUUAAAGGCAGUGAUGCAUCUUGGGAAGACGAUGAUGAACCACCUGAAAUUUAUUUGGAAUAUUCCGAUGAUGAACAGGAACAAAGAGCUAAGAAAAAGAAGUCUAGGAAUAGGAACCGCAAAGCUGUAUUUAGAGUGGAUUCAGAUCCAGAUGAACCUGCAAGGAAGAGACAUUUUGCUUAUGAGAGAAGAAUGAAUGAGCGGAACCUGCAUUUAUCUGCAGUUAGAAACAAUCAAAAUGGGAGCAGAAACAGGAUGCAAGGAUUUAACAACCUUUGGUCUCCUGCCAUAGCACCUCCAGGAACACCCCCCCAACAUCCUGUGAGAGCUUCUGUACAUAGCGAUAUUAGUCACCAGAUGUUCGGAAGACCACCGAUGUUUGGUGGUAGAGUUCCACCUCAUAAUGCCCCAUUUCCACUUCCUCCACGACCUGGAACACCUAGACCUGAUCACCCAUGUAACCUCAUGAGGACACCCCCACCUUGCUUCGGCAACCCCAACCCCAUCACCUUAAACUUUUCUCAGCCUGAGAAUAGGUCCGACACCACUCCGGGGUUAUCAAAUAAAACUAGCAACCACUACUCUUUUCCUCCUAACCAUAUGCAGGCUUCCAAUAACUAUCCAAGAUGGACUCCACCAUCUUCUAGAUCUGAAAAUCCAUGGGGUAAUUUUCCUUUUACUCCAAUAAAUAAUCCUGUGAUCAAUAAUAAUCCAUUACCUUCUUCACCUUUCUGGAAUCAAAGGCCUCCACAGAGUCCUAAUUCACCAUUUUCUGCCUUGCCAAACAGCCCAUUUGUGCCACCUUGCCCACCACCUCAACCUUUUUGGCCUACUCAGUCUCCUCAGUCAAGAAAUGCACCUUACAACAAUCACACACGUGUAAAUUUUAAUCCUAAUCUUCCUCCACCUCCUUCGCCAAACCAUUUCAAUCGUUAAUGAUGUAUAGGCCUAAUACACGUGUAUAAAAACACAUAUUUAAUGUAUAAAAUAUAACAAUAUUUUUCUCUAAUGAAUUGAUUACAACUUUGAGUUGAUGUAAAUGAUCUUUUUUAUUGAUCACUAUAUAGCUGUCAUGGUUAACUUCUGAUUAUCCAUAGCUCAAAACAUGGUGCUUAGUACUUUGGAAAUGUGCAUAAAUUACUCUGCUGGAUAUAAUUGAUUUUGUGUAUGUAUAUAAAUUCAAAGGCAAUAGGUAAUACUUUUCUGAAUCAUUGUGCAUAGGUUAGCUUUCAUUUGUUGGAGCCAAAAUUGGAAAUCAUUAAUUACACUGCUUUUUCUUGCAUUCCACAUUUUGAGAACUUUAUAUCAGUUUAGUUUGGUCGAGAAUUAUGUUAUAUUGUUCCAAAUAAUUUAAUUUAAUAAUGUGUUAUAAGGUAAUUUUCAACUUUAUCAUGUAAUUGUUUUACUUUUAAAAUAGUAUUUUAGACUCCUGUCUGCCAGCUCGAAAGUUUUAUAGAAUACUUAUAGUGUAUUUACAACACAUGUUUUCUAAAUUGCAUACAAAAUAAAACUUUCUGGACAAAUGCUUUUUUACUUGGUAUUUUUAAUUAUCAUAUGAUCAUCUAUCAGUUGCAAUGAUUUUAUUUUGUGGGCAGGUGUUUGUGAUUUAUGUACAUAUUAGAAGUGAAUUCAUUUUUACAUCAAUAUGUGGUAGCAACCGAUAAAAACGGAUAAAGGAAUUAAGUAAUCAUUCAAAGCGCAUCCUGGGCAUUUGUAGGUGAAAUCCUUUCCAUAAAAGCAAAUGAUUUCAACUGCAGGUGUAUAUGAAUAUAAUUUGAAUUAAGUCUUUCCGCUUAAUUACCUAGAUCCUGUUGUUCCUUUGUACAGGGUGAGGCAGUGAAACGGCACGAUUUUGUAAAACCACCAAAGAUUUAUUUACAAGUAAAAUCAUAAUAGUUGAACAUGGAUCUCAAGUACAAGAGUGGAAAUUAAAGAUUUAACUUAAAAACAAUCAUUUUUUAAAUAUGGUGUCAGUGAGGUGUCGUCCUUGGUUUUGCACACAUUGUCUAAGCCUGAGAUGAAAUUGUCCCAUGACGUUUCGUAGCAUCUGUACUGGAAUGUUGUUAAUUUCCUGUCGAAUUCGCUCCUUCAGGUCUUCUUUUGUUCUUGGUGGAUUUUCCUGGAAGACUUUGCACUUGAGGUAGCCCCAAAGAAAAAAGUCUGGUGCCGUCAGAUCUGGUGAACGGGCAGGCCAGGGGAAAUCGCCAUUCCUGCUGAUUAGACGUCGUGGAAAUGCAAGUCUGAGCAAUUCCAUUGAGACAUUAGCAGUAUGGCUUGUUGCACCAUCUUGCUGGAAGAGUGUUUCAGCAUCUGGAUCAUGUCGAUCAAUUCCAGGCAGACCAAAAAUGGUCAACAUGUCAGCAUAACGUCCAGAGUUUACCGUCACUGUGUUGCCAUCUUCAUCUUAAAAAAAAUAGGGCCCCACGAUUCCACGAGAUGACAUUGCGCACCAGACUGUUACUUUUUCAGAAUGGAGAGGUUUUUCAUGAAGUUCUUGCGGGUUAUCUGAGGACCAAUAUCUGAAGUUUUGCUUAUUUACGUACCCACUAAGAUGAAAGUGGGCUUCAUCACUCAUCCAUAAGUUAUGCUCUCUUUCUUCAUUUCGUUCAAUAACGUUAAGCAUUGACUGGCAAAAGCGUAUACGGUUAUUGUAGUCAAUUGGUUUAAGGGCUUGCACUACCUGAAUUUUGUAUGAAUGAUAGUGAAGGUCACUCUUCAAAAUCCGUCUUACUGAUCGAUUGCUGAGACCAAGUUCUGCGCUGUGCCGUCUCGCGGAUUUUCGCGGACUUCGUCCCAACGCUUCGCGCACACGAUUAAUGUUCUCGGGUGUCCGGAUUGUUUUUGUGCUGCCGCCUCUUUUCUUUGUUGUGCUAGCAGUAUCUUCAAAGGUUUUAACCCAAAGGAGAAUGGCUUUCCUUGAUGGCACGGGAGCCCGUGGCGGCAGGUUGAAUUCACGACGAAAGGCGCUUUGAGCACCAACCACACUAUCCGCGUUUUUGUAAUAUGCCUUUACGGCAUAUGCACGUUGCGCACUCGACCAACGCUCCAUGGCUACUGAAACUUCCACCACUCUAGACGCCCAAGGUCACUUCCCCCACUCUCGCAACCCCCCUCCGCGCCCGACAACCACUAUCGAAAUCGUGCCGUUUCACUGCCUCACCCUGUACUUGUAUUAUUUUUGUUUUGUAUGCAUGGCUUUAUAUGAAAUAUUGUUAUGGACUUAUUUGCGCUACGGCAUAUGUUUGGCUUAUAUAUUGGUUAGACAUUAUAUUAAGCACAAAUUAUUACUUAGCAAAAAUUCAAAGCAUGUUUAUAUAUUUUUUUGCCAUAAACUAAAAAUAAAAAACUUCUUUUGUACAUAAAUAUGAAUUUAAAAAAAUUCUAUUUAUGUACAUAAAAUAUUUUAUUUAUUAGUGAUAUACACAGAUAUUGCCAAUUAGAAAUUUAUUUUCUUGUGUUAGAUAAAGUUUUACUUAUGUUUCUAACACAAAGAAUAUUGGAAAACUACUUAAAAGCUUAUUCACCUAUUCAGAGUUGUUAAAAUCUCACAAAAGUGUAUAAAAGCAAUUUUAAGGAAUAAUUUAUUGAUUAAGAUCCUAAAUAGUUUUGGGUGAAAAUUACUCCAAAUUUAGUCUCUAAUAUUCUAUUUUAAAAUAUACAUUAAUUAAUAGUGGUUCACGAUUUUUAAGUAGUAAUUGUAAUAAAUAAAUUAAACAACACUAAUCAUGAACAGAAAACACAACACGGGAUUCAUAAUUCUAAAAACAACAAACUUCCAGUGUUACCAGCUGCAGUGUUGUGACAAAAAAAGUUUGUGCAACUUCAAAGCAGUAAAAAUAUAUUCAUUGACUUUUUUCAAAUAUUAAGUUUAAAACAGCUUUGGCAAACUUUGUAAUUGGAAGUUAGCCGUAUUAAUGUCAAAUAGCUGAUCAAGCACAACAUCUUGGAGUAGUGAAAACAAGCGAUUGUGCUGGAGUGGUAAAAUCCAAGUAGAAAAGGUUAAAGCAACAUUUAUGUGAAAUUAAGAUUGCAAAUUUUACAACUGCUUUAUUGUUUUUAUCUAGAAACAUUUGAUUUAGUUGUAUAAAACUACAUGUGCAUUUGCGAUUACCUUGUCAUUAACUGGCAGAUGGAAGGCUAACCUUUAAUGUAGCGUAAUAAAAAUCUAAACUUAAGUUUUGUUUUCACGAAUCAGAGUUGAAAUGCUUUCUUUAUUUUCAUUUUGCAAAGUAUCAGAUUUUGUUUGUGUUCACUGAAUUUCAUGUGUUGGUUGUAGCCUCUAACAAACUUUAAACAAUUUAUGAGGGAGGAUUCUCAGAAGUUUCAUCUUACUGAUAUAAUUCAUGGAUAUUACUUAAUUAUAAUUUAUGUCAUGGAUAUUAAUGUAAGUUUAUGUUGUUUUAAACCUAAAAUGAUGUAUACAAUUUGAAAUGUACUUUUUCUAAAGUACUUGAUUUAUUUUGUGUUUUUACAAAUAAUUACAUCUAUUUUUUUACAAAGUUACAAACUAUGUUUACAUUCACGGUUUGAAAUGUUGAAAAAUAUUUUACUACUUAAGAUAGGAAGGUUUAUUAGAAAAGGAAAGAGACUUCACAAUGUUAAGAUCAAGAUUGUGGUAAUUUAUUUAGAAUUUAAAAUGUGUUCCAUUCAUAUUUCAUAUAUUAAAUUUUAUAUUUUUUUAUUUUAUUGUCCUACCUACAUUUUGAGAAAAGAUGUGUAAUUCAUAGGAAUUGUAAAAACAGUGAUUAGUGGUCCAUCUUGCAAUUUUUAUUGCAACUUUCUUGUCUUGUAACAUUAUCUUAUUUUAUUAUUUUAGUUUUUAAUGUUUAAUAUUAUGCCUUAUAAUAAACUUAGAAAUAGUAUGUCAUAUGGAUUUGAAUGUUAAAGUUUGUCAAGUCUUUUUUUAACGAAAAUGCAGUAUUUUCUUUUUUUAUUACGUCUUUAUCUGGUUUAAACUGGAUUUUGUUCACUCUGUUACCAACAAAUUAUGACCUGUUUUAAAAAUAACAAUGGUUAUAAAGGCAGAAGCUUUAUAUGUUGUUAAAAAAUAAAACAAUGUUACCAGAUA